Molecule: messenger RNA, 1965 nt
Organism: Talaromyces marneffei
Lineage: Eukaryota; Fungi; Ascomycota; Eurotiomycetes; Eurotiales; Trichocomaceae
Exons: 4
Coding region: 1-1965 (654 amino acids)
Molecular function (GO): long-chain fatty acid transmembrane transporter activity; long-chain fatty acid-CoA ligase activity
Source: RefSeq, a predicted model, not a curated record
AUGGAUAUCCUCGCCCAAGCAGCAGAAAGCAUCGGCGCACCUACAGCCAUUGGUGGUGCAGCCCUUGCACUCGCAACAGCCGCGUAUGCCAACGCAAAAUUCGGCAUCAAGGCCGACUUGGACAACUUAAGAGAUGAAGCUUCUUUUGGCAAACGACUGGCGCAACGAAUUGGCGAGCUGGACGGUAUCUGCACAUUGUACGGUAUGCUCAAAAGGGUCGUUGAGGUGAAUAAGCAGGGAUCAGCGGAGGCAUUGUGGUUUGAGAAUAAGACAUGGACGUAUGAUCAAUUAAAGGACUACUCCGAUCGCCUGGCAGCUUACAUCCAUGCCCAAGGUAUUCAGGCUGGCGACUUUGUCGCCGUCUACACAACCAACUCCCCGGAAAUGGUAUUCAUAGUCUACGCCCUCUCAAAACUAGGCGUCGUCGCAGCAUUGAUAAACACAAACCUCCGAGACGCGACAUUCAAACACUGUCUCGAAAUAUCAAGAUCCAAACUCAUCAUCUCGACGCCCGAUCUUGCCGCAUUCGUCAAAACAGACGAUAUGCCUAAGUUCACGUUUAAUGUAUCUUCCUUCGACAACGUGACAGAUAUACCAAGCGACAUUACACAAAUCACACCAGAAACAUUAUCCCAAUUUUCGGCAGCGGACAUUGCAGCCAUCGCUGCAGCGAAAAGAUCCCCUCCCGAUCUGGCAGUCUUGAUAUACACAUCCGGUACAACAGGAAACCCCAAAGCAUGCGCAAUCCGCAAUUCCAUGACCCUAGUAACCUCCACACCAUUACCAAAGGAUACCCGAAACCCAUCCAAAUACUACCCCAUGCGCAUAUACUCAUCACUGCCCUUAUUCCACGGCACGGCGUUUUUCAGUGGACUAUGCUACUCCGUCGGUAAUGGCGGCACAUUAUGUCUCCGCCGGAAAUUCUCUGCAUCCCAGUUCUGGAAAGAUGUGCAUGAUUCGCGUGCUACUCGGGUGUUGUAUAUUGGAGAACUGUGUAGAUACUUGCUCGCAUCACCGCCAUCACCCUUCGACAAGAACCACAACUGCGUCGUGGCGUAUGGUAAUGGAUUGAGAGGCGAGAUCUGGGAUAAGUUUAGUGAAAGGUUUAAUGUUGCUGAGAUUCGCGAGAUUUAUCGAUCUACAGAAGGUGUUGCGCGAUUCGAUAACUUUUCUGGAGGGUCUUGGGGUGCAGGCGCAGUUGGGUUUCAUGGUCCGAUUCGGCAGAUGUUUGAGCAGGAUACAUAUCUCAUCAAAUUUGACCUCGAGACUGAACAGCCGUAUCGGGAUCCUAAGACGGGGUUCUGUGUCAAAGUCAGUGCUGGGGAAGAGGGAGAAGCAAUUGGGCGAGUGCGUACUCGUCAGUCGUUGACUGAAUAUCUGCAUAACAACGAAGCUACGGAGAAGAAGUUGUUGACAGACGUCUUUGAGAAAGGGGAUGUCUUCCAACGUAUGGGUGACUUGUUGGUUCGUGACCACGACGGCUGGAUCCGGUUUGGAGAUCGUGUUGGCGAUACCUACCGCUGGAAGGGCGAGAAUGUCUCUGCGGGAGAAGUGAGAGAUCACAUUUGUCGAAUAGAGAAUGUGCAGGAUGCGGUUGUCUAUGGCGUGAAGUUGAAAAAUUACGACGGCCAAGCAGGCGCAGCAGGCAUAACCCUCGAACGACGAACCCCCGAAACCGAAGCAGCCGCCAUCGAAAAUCUAUGGACCUUCCUCCGCUCACAAGGUGUACCUACAUAUGCCAUUCCGCGACUCGUCAGAGUCACAAAGGAGGUCGCGACAGGAGUAACAUUCAAACAGGCCAAAGGCGACCUGGCAAAACGCAGCUGGGACCCUGUUGCCGAUAGCAGUGGUGAUGCAUUGUAUUGGCUCAACUCGGGCAAGGAUGGGAAGUCCAAAAAGCCGGUUUAUGAGAGGUUGGAGAGGGAUAGCUGGGAUGAGAUUGAGAGUGGGAGGGCGAAGUUGUAA